GGUCCAGAAGGCACCGGGACCGACGGGGAUCCAGGUGUACUCCGUGACUGCGGGGAACCGAAACGGGAGGGGUGAUACGGAACCGGAGGAACCGGCGCUUGGUAUGCCCCGGGGCUGUGGGGUGCGCCAGUAUUGGGGUGGAUCGGGAAAGCGCGCUGGGAUCGAGGUGGUACCGGGACCUGGGGGUUCCUGUGGGAUCGGUGGAGUCCGGUACCGAGUAGGACCGUGCCUGGGAGGUUCGUCCGUGUUGGGGAAACCGGGACGUGAGGGUUGGCCUGUACCGGCGGAGCCCUGCCGAGGGUACCCAGUGCUGACAGUGGCCCUCAGGUGGCCCCCGGUGCUGGUCCCGUGCGCAGCCCCGCGCUGCAUGGACUGGUACAUGAUGAACUGCGAGCUUCUGGCCACCUGCAGCGCCCUGGGCUACCUGGAGGGCGACGUGUACCAUCGGGAGCCCGACUGCCUGGAGAGCGUCAAGGACCUGAUCCGGUACCUGCGCCAUGAGGACGAGACCCGGGACGUGCGGCAGCAGCUGGGGGCUGCCCAAAUCCUGCAGAACGACCUCCUGCCCAUCCUGGUGCAGUACCCCCAGGACAAGGUGCUCUUCGACGCUGUCAUCAGGUUGAUGGUGAACCUGACUCAGCCAGCCUUGCUCUGCUUUGGGAAGGUGCCAGCAGAUGCCACCUCCCGGCACCAUUUUCUCCAAGUGCUGUCCUACCUGCAGGCCUACAAGGAGGCUUUUGCCAGUGAGAAGGUGUUCGUGGUGCUCAGUGAGAAGCUCUACAAUCUCCUGCAGCUGGACUGGGAGCAGCGACAAGAGGAGGACACGCUGCUGAUCGAGAGGAUCCUGCUGCUGGUGCGCAACGUGCUGCACGUGCCCCCAGACCCUGCAGAGGAGCAGCAGGGUGUGGAUGGUGACGCCAGCGUGCACGACCGGGUGCUGUGGGCGCUGCACAUCAGUGGGAUGGACGACCUGCUCAAAUUCCUGGCCAGCGCCCAGGUGGAGCAGCAAUGGGCCCUGCACGUCCUGGAGAUCAUCUCCCUCAUGUUCCGUGACCAGAACCCAGAGGAGCUGGCGGCGCUGGGACAGGGGACAGCAGGGGCCGAGCACGGGGAGGACACACGGGAGCUGGAGACCUUGAGGCAGCGGGAGCUGGCAGAGAAGAGAGCCCGGGCACUGCAGCGCACAUCCAGGCAUUCCCGCUUUGGGGGCUCCUACGUCCUGCAGGGCCUCAAGUCCAUCGGGGACCGGGAUGUGGUGUUCCACAAAGGGCUGCACAAUCUGAAGAACUACACCCACGACCUGGGCAAGGAGCCCCAGAAGGUGCCUCGGCGCCGCCAGGCCGCCCCCGAGUCCGAGCCCUCGCGCCGCUCCGCCCGCAACGUCCGGCUCUUCCUGCGCCACUUCUGCCAGGACUUCCUCGAGGGCUGCUACAACCGCCUGAUGCUGCUGGUCAAGGACCAGCUGGUGCGGGAGAAGGCUCAGCAGCACGAUGAGACCUAUUACCUGUGGGCCACCGCCUUCUUCAUGGCCUUCAACCGGCGCCACGGCUUCCGCCCCGAGCUGGUGUCCGAGACCGUGGGGGUCCGAGCCUUCCACUUCAUCGAGCAGAACCUCACCACCUAUUAUGAGAUGGCACUGAUGGACAAGAAGGAGGCAACAACCUGGGCACGCAGGAUGCACUUGGCCCUGAAGGCCUACCAGGAGCUGCUGCGGACCGUGCAGGAGAUGGACCGGUCCCCGGAGCAGGCGGUGCGGGACAGCAGCCAGGUCAUCAAGAGCAACAUCUUCUACGUGAUGGAAUACCGGGAGCUCUUCCUCGCGCUCUUCCGCAAGUUCGACGAGACCAAGCAGCCGCGCAGUUUCCUGCGGGACCUGGUGGAGACCGCCCACCUCUUCCUCCGCAUGCUGGAGCGCUUCUGCCACGGCCGUGCCAACCUCGUGGUGCAGAGCAAACGUGUGCGGAGGAAGAAGAAGAAGCCUCGAGCGCCCGCGGCCCCUGCCCAGCCCAGCGCCGCAGAGCUGGAGCAGCUGUGGGAAGGGUUGGCCCCGCAGCUCCAAGCCUGCCUGGAGGGCGAGGUGCCCCUCCCUGAGGACAUGGUGCCCUUCGACGCCGCCUCGGAGACGCCGGUGGAGGAGCAGCGCGCCGAGGCUCUGCUGCGGAUCCAGGAGUGCCUGCGGGAUUCCCGCGUGCCCCAGGCCCUGCGGCUGCUGCGCUCGGCCAGGGAGGUGUGGCCUGAAGGGGACGUGUUUGGAGCAGCGGAUGCGGGGCCGCCUGAGGAGACCCAGCUGCUGCGGGAGAUCCUCGUCGCUGCCCUGCCCAGGCAGGCACCCACCGAACCUGAGGAGCCAGAGGAGGAAGAAGAGGAGGAGGAGGAAGAGGAGGAGCAGACCGUGCAGGUGUCAGAGAAGGAAUUCAACUUCCUCGACUACCUGAAGCGGUUCGCCUGUGCCCCCGUGGUGCGGGCCCUGGUGCUGCUGCUGCGAGGGUACGCCCGGAACAGCCCCCACACCAACCACUGCGCUGCACGCCUGCUGCACCGCCUGGCCCGCGACCUGCACAUGGAGCCCCUGCUCUUCCAGCUCUCCCUCUUCGCCCUCUUCCACCGCCUGCUCAGCGACCCCGCGGCCGCCGCGCACCAGGAGUUGGUGACCUUGGCCAAGUUCAUCCUGGGCAAGUUCUUUGCGCUGGCAGCCACCAACAAAAAGGCCUUUGUGGAGCUGCUCUUCUGGAAGAGCCCGGCCGUCGUCUACGAGAUGACCAAGGGCUACAGCACCCUGCAGGAGGGAGAGGGGAUUACCCGGAGCCGGGUCCCCCCCUGGACCCCGCAGGAGGAGCAGGAGCUGCGGGAGCUGUACUGGAAGUACAAGGAGGUGGAAGGUGGGGACAUCAUCGCUGCCAUCCUGGCCCAGCUCCCCACGCCCGGGCGGACGCGGAAGCAGGUGGUGAAGCAGCUGGUGAGGAUGGGGCUGGCCAACAGUGCCAAGGACUUCCCGCGGGAGAGGAAGGGCACCAGCAUCGUGCUGUGGACGGAGGAGCAGGAGGAGGAGCUGACGCGGCUCUUCGAGGAGUUCCAGGCCUCGGAUGACAUCCUGGGGAACAUCAUGAAGCACCUGACAGCGCGGCGCUCGCGCGCUCGGGUGGUGGAGAAGCUGCUGGGGCUGGGGCUGGUGGCUGAACGCAAGGAGCUGUACAAGAAACGCAGGAGGAAGAGCCAGGCCCCCGACCCCGGGCAGGCUGCCACAGGUGUCCUGGCCAUGCCAGCUCAGGACAGCUCAGGAGAGGAUGAGGACAGUGAGGAGGAGGAUGAUGAGGAUGAAGCAGAGGAAGGCCCCAUGGAGGAGCAUUGGGUGCCUGAGGAAGGGGCUGGGCAGGACCUGGCACAGCACCUGCAUCAGGAAGGCCUGGCCGGGCCCCUGCGGUGGCUGGAGAAUUGUCUGCGGAGGGUGGCAGGGGACCGUGAGGAGGACGGUGUGUCCCACCCGGUGCCGCUGGUGCCGCUGACGGAGGAGAACGAGGAUGCCAUGGAGGACCGGCGCUUCCAGAGCCUGCUGCGGCAGCUGGGGCUGCGGCCCCCCGCCAGCGAGCAGGAAUCCUUCUGGCGCAUCCCGGCCGCCCUCACCCCGCAGCAGCUCCGGCGUGUGGCCGCCUCCAUCGCCCACCGUGGCCCCCCAGGGCCCCCCCAGGACCUGCCAGAGCCACCCAGGUGCCCCCAGGACCUGGCUCCAGGUGAGGGGUGGGGCUGGGGAGGGGGUGUGGGAUGCCCAGGUGUGGGGCUGGCUCUGAGCCGCCCUCCUUGUGCCCCUCAGCAGAGACGCUGCCGGCAGGGCUGGGAUCAGACUCGGAGAGCGAGGAGCCCGUCCCUGUCCCUGUCCCCAGCCCAGUGCAGCCGCGCUCCAAGAGGCGCCGGGAGCUCGCCAGCGAGGAUGAGGAUGGUGGCACCUCAGGCACCGAGCCAGCCCCUGCAGCUCCCUGCUCUGAGGAGGAUGAGGAGGAUGAGGAUCCCCAGCCCCGGGGCAGGCGGAAGCGCAUCCGCUGCCUGGAGGAGGAAGAGGAGGAGGAGGAGGAUUGAGUGGUUCCCCCUAUCCUGCCUGUGCCUGGGCCCUGUGGUGUUUCCUGGGCUAUUUUGCAGAUUUUACUGGAUUUCUGCAGUUUUUCUGGGGUUUCUAAAGGUUUUCUGGGGUUUCUGCAGAUUUUUUUCUGCAGGUUUUGAUACUGUUUUUAAAGGCUGCACAAACAACCAAUUUCUCCACCUUCCUCCCUUCCCCUGGUGCCACCAUCUCGCUGUUUUACCUCAAAUUCCCUUUUUCCUCAGCUGCUUUUUUUGUUUCCCCUAAAACUUUCUACAUCUGCACAGGGCCUAAAUAAAUAAAGGUGACUUUUGGCCUU
Messenger RNA from Catharus ustulatus (Swainson's thrush), 4388 nucleotides. It is a transcript of the gene TIMELESS, whose product is annotated as timeless circadian regulator. Gene Ontology annotation, biological process: replication fork arrest; DNA replication checkpoint signaling; DNA repair. Lineage: Eukaryota; Metazoa; Chordata; Aves; Passeriformes; Turdidae. The record is from RefSeq and is a predicted model, not a curated record. Gene Ontology annotation, cellular component: replication fork protection complex. The coding region runs from base 104 to 4336 and encodes 1410 amino acids. Gene Ontology annotation, molecular function: DNA binding. The transcript is spliced from 28 exons.